UUCAGUCGAGCGUUUGUUACCGAACUAGGAAGGUCGGUCUCACUGUGGUAGCUAAACUGAGCUCUCGUCUCUCUGUCGGGUGGUACAGCCAGUGUGCCAGUACUAGUACAGCUCCUCUCAGCUCUCCGCUCUGUCCGCCGCCUGCGUUACGCUGGUGUUGCUGCUUACACAAUAACUGUGCAUCGAUAAAGCCCAAGAAGAAGCACACACACAGGAUACGAAUAUACACAUAACAUAUACCAUAGAAGCGCAAAAAAAAGAGGCAAACUCUUAAGCUGUUACAGCUUAACGAGUAUAAAAGUAAAAGAAAACGUGUGUGUGAUUUGUUAUUGUUGUAUUAAGAAGUGCAAAUAAGUUUAUUAACACUGUUCAAGAAGACGGGGUAGUUUUCAGUGAAAUCUCGCCCCUCCGAAACAGAAACCGAAACCACAACUACACGGGGCAAACGGCAACGCUAAACGGAAAAAUUGUGUAAUAUCUUACUCGACGUGUAAAAGUCAAGACGCAAGAUGCCGGCCAAAGCAGCUAAAAAAGAGAAUUUAGAUGAUCUCAAACAGGAGUUGGACAUCGACCAUCAUAAAAUCUCUCCUGAGGAUUUGUAUCAGCGCUUUCAGACACAUCCCGAAAAUGGUUUGAGUCACGCCAAGGCCAAGGAGAAUCUGGAGCGAGAUGGUCCCAAUGCGCUCACACCGCCCAAGCAGACACCCGAAUGGGUGAAGUUCUGCAAGAAUCUGUUCGGUGGCUUCGCCAUGUUGCUGUGGAUCGGUGCUAUACUUUGUUUUGUGGCCUAUUCGAUUCAGGCCACCACCAGCGAGGAGCCAGCCGAUGAUAACUUGUAUCUGGGUAUUGUACUUUCCGCUGUCGUCAUUGUGACAGGCAUCUUCUCCUACUACCAGGAAUCGAAAAGUUCCAAGAUCAUGGAGUCGUUCAAGAACAUGGUGCCCCAGUUUGCCACCGUUAUUCGCGAGGGCGAGAAACUCACGCUGCGCGCCGAGGAUCUCGUGUUGGGCGAUGUGGUCGAAGUCAAGUUCGGUGAUCGUAUUCCUGCCGAUAUUCGCAUCAUUGAGGCUCGCAACUUCAAGGUGGACAACUCGUCGUUGACUGGUGAAUCGGAGCCGCAGUCCCGUGGCGCUGAGUUCACACACGAGAAUCCUUUGGAGACUAAGAACUUGGCCUUCUUCUCGACCAACGCCGUUGAGGGCACCGCCAAGGGUGUUGUCAUCAGCUGUGGCGAUCACACUGUGAUGGGUCGCAUUGCUGGCUUGGCAUCCGGUCUGGAUACCGGUGAGACUCCCAUUGCCAAGGAAAUCCAUCAUUUCAUCCAUCUGAUUACCGGCGUCGCUGUAUUUUUGGGCGUUACCUUCUUCGUCAUUGCCUUCAUUUUGGGCUAUCACUGGCUGGAUGCUGUCAUCUUCCUGAUUGGUAUUAUUGUCGCCAACGUGCCCGAGGGUCUGCUGGCCACCGUCACGGUGUGCUUGACCCUGACUGCCAAGCGUAUGGCAUCGAAGAAUUGUUUGGUGAAGAAUUUGGAGGCUGUCGAAACCCUGGGUUCCACCUCGACCAUCUGCUCUGAUAAGACCGGCACCCUCACCCAAAACCGUAUGACAGUCGCUCACAUGUGGUUCGACAACCAGAUCAUUGAAGCCGAUACCACUGAGGAUCAGUCGGGUGUUCAAUACGAUAGAACAAGCCCUGGAUUCAAGGCGCUCUCUCGCAUUGCCACUCUCUGUAACCGCGCCGAAUUCAAAGGUGGCCAGGAUGGUGUGCCAAUUCUCAAGAAGGAAGUCAGCGGUGAUGCCUCCGAGGCUGCUCUGCUCAAGUGCAUGGAACUCGCUCUCGGCGAUGUGAUGAACAUCCGCAAGCGCAACCGCAAGAUCGCUGAGGUGCCAUUCAACUCAACCAACAAGUACCAGGUGUCGAUUCACGAAACUGAGGAUACUAACGAUCCACGCUAUCUGCUGGUCAUGAAGGGUGCUCCCGAACGUAUUCUGGAACGCUGCUCGACCAUUUUCAUCAACGGCAAGGAGAAGGUGCUGGACGAGGAGAUGAAGGAGGCAUUCAACAACGCGUACAUGGAGCUUGGAGGUCUGGGCGAGCGUGUGCUCGGUUUCUGCGAUUUCAUGCUGCCAUCCGACAAAUACCCAACUGGUUACAAGUUCAACACCGAUGACAUUAACUUCCCCAUUGACAAUCUGCGUUUCGUUGGUCUCAUGUCUAUGAUUGAUCCCCCACGUGCGGCUGUGCCCGAUGCCGUUGCCAAGUGCCGUUCGGCUGGUAUCAAGGUCAUCAUGGUUACUGGUGAUCAUCCCAUCACUGCCAAGGCUAUUGCCAAAUCUGUGGGCAUCAUCUCUGAGGGCAACGAGACCAUUGAGGAUAUCGCCCAGCGCCUCAACAUCCCUGUAUCGGAGGUCAAUCCUCGCGAAGCUAAGGCCGCUGUUGUGCACGGUGCUGAGCUCCGCGAUGUGUCCUCUGAUCAAUUGGAUGAAAUUCUCCGCUAUCACACCGAGAUUGUCUUCGCCCGUACCUCGCCCCAACAGAAGCUGAUCAUUGUCGAGGGUUGCCAGCGUAUGGGAGCCAUUGUGGCUGUAACUGGUGAUGGUGUCAACGAUUCUCCUGCCCUGAAGAAGGCUGAUAUUGGUGUUGCUAUGGGUAUCGCCGGUUCCGAUGUGUCCAAGCAGGCCGCUGACAUGAUCUUGUUGGACGAUAACUUUGCCUCGAUUGUGACUGGUGUUGAGGAAGGUCGUUUGAUCUUUGACAAUCUGAAGAAAUCCAUUGCCUACACUCUGACCUCCAACAUACCCGAAAUCUCACCUUUCCUCGCCUUCAUUCUGUGCGAUAUUCCACUGCCAUUGGGUACCGUGACCAUUCUGUGCAUCGAUUUGGGCACUGACAUGGUGCCAGCCAUAUCAUUGGCCUACGAACACGCUGAAGCCGAUAUUAUGAAGCGUCCGCCACGUGACCCAUUCAACGAUAAAUUAGUGAACUCAAGAUUGAUUUCCAUGGCCUAUGGACAGAUUGGCAUGAUCCAAGCUGCUGCCGGUUUCUUUGUGUACUUUGUCAUUAUGGCUGAGAACGGUUUCCUGCCAAUGAAACUGUUUGGCAUCCGCAAGAUGUGGGACUCCAAGGCCGUUAACGAUCUAACUGAUUCGUACGGUCAGGAAUGGACCUAUCGCGAUCGCAAGACUUUGGAAUACACCUGCCACACUGCCUUCUUCAUCUCGAUUGUGGUUGUGCAAUGGGCCGAUUUGAUCAUCUGUAAGACGCGUCGUAACUCCAUCUUCCACCAGGGCAUGCGUAACUGGGCCUUGAACUUUGGCCUUGUUUUCGAGACCGUUCUCGCUGCCUUCCUCUCAUACUGCCCCGGCAUGGACAAGGGUCUGCGCAUGUACCCCCUGAAACUUGUCUGGUGGUUCCCAGCCAUUCCAUUUAUGUUGGCCAUCUUUGUGUAUGAUGAGACACGUCGUUUCUACUUGCGUCGCAACCCAGGAGGCUGGUUGGAGCAGGAGACAUACUAUUAAACACCUACACACAGCCACGCCCACGCCCACAUCCACACCCACACAACACAUCUACACCAAGCAGAAAAAGAAGAAGAAAAAGAAGAAGCAGGAGUAGAAGAAGAACAACCAACACAGAGUACUACACAGAUUCAGCAAGAGCAACAAAUAGUAAUUGUUUAUUUACCACAAAGUGCAACCACAGCGAUCACAGAUAUCUGUGUGGCUGGCUAUGAGAACAACAACAACUGCAACUGCAAUUGCAACUGCAUCUGCAUUGGCAACUUGCAACUUGCAACAGCAAUACCUUGAAAUGCAGCAGCAAGAACAACAAGAGCAACAGCUAUAGCAUAAAACAUAUUGAGAUAUGUUUUAGAAUUUUAAUUUAAUUAUUUAAAGUAAACAAACAAAAAGAAAACAAAUGCAAGCGAUAAUUAUUUUAAACAUUUAAGUAAAUUUAAAUUAUAAAUUAAAGCUAUAAAUAAGAUUUAAAUAAAAUAAAGUAAAAACUUUCAACAAAAAAACAAACAAACAAACAAAAAACAAAACAACCAACCAAGAAACAAAAUUUCGAAACAAUAACAAGAUGAAACUCCAACAAAGAACUCAGCAAACAAUAACCUAACAAAGUUUUUAGUAAAAUUAUUUAACAAAAACAAAGGCAAGAAGAAGAAACACAACAAUAUUCAAAUAAACAAGAACAGAAACAAACAAACAAACAAACAUAAACAACGCAAACAGCGCAAAGAAACAAAAGCAAAGCUAAAGCGCAACUAACAUUAAUAAUAUUUACAUACCUACUCACACACACAUACAAACAAACACACACACAAACACAACACACACAUACACACACUCAACGCAUGAAGAGACAAAUUAUAUAAGAAGUUUAGAAAAAUUAAAAGAAAAACUAAAACGAAAAUUUUGACAAAAAUAAAAAAAGAUGAAUAAAUUAGCGUAGUUACAAAAUAAGCAGAAAAGGAAGCAAAGAUAAACAAAGAAAUAAACAAGAAACAGCAACAACAACAACAACAAAACAACUUUCGAAAUAUUUGUGAGGCAACCGUGAAAACCGAAACAAAUUUAAAAUAAAC
This is a messenger RNA of Drosophila nasuta, 4591 nucleotides long. RefSeq names its product sodium/potassium-transporting ATPase subunit alpha (gene Atpalpha). Gene Ontology annotation, cellular component: plasma membrane. The record is from RefSeq and is a predicted model, not a curated record. Gene Ontology annotation, biological process: intracellular sodium ion homeostasis; sodium ion export across plasma membrane; proton transmembrane transport. Gene Ontology annotation, molecular function: ATP hydrolysis activity; ATP binding; P-type sodium:potassium-exchanging transporter activity. Bases 510 to 3518 code for a protein of 1002 amino acids. The transcript has 9 exons. NCBI's taxonomy places the organism in Eukaryota, Metazoa, Arthropoda, Insecta, Diptera, Drosophilidae.